This is a messenger RNA of Carlito syrichta (Philippine tarsier), 1560 nucleotides long. It is a transcript of the gene KATNAL2, whose product is annotated as katanin catalytic subunit A1 like 2. Gene Ontology annotation, molecular function: ATP binding; ATP hydrolysis activity. The record is from RefSeq and is a predicted model, not a curated record. The transcript is spliced from 15 exons. The coding region runs from base 160 to 1560 and encodes 466 amino acids. Lineage: Eukaryota; Metazoa; Chordata; Mammalia; Primates; Tarsiidae.
CUGAGGACGGAGGCGCGUCGGAAAAACCUUCUCAUCCUGAUUCUGCAUUACCUAACCCAAGAAGGAUACAUCGAUACAGCCAAUGCUUUGGAGCAAGAAACCCAGCUGGGGCUACGGCGCUUUGAAGUUUGCGACAACAUCGACCUUGAAACCAUUUUGAUGGAAUAUGAGAGCUAUUAUUUUGUAAAAUUUCAGAAGUACCCCAAAAUUGUCAAGAAGGCAUCAGACACAGCAGAAAAUAAUCGGCUACAGAGAAGUGGAGGGAAGGCCAGAAGGGUGGCCGGCAGCGGCUGUCACAACCUUCCCAAGCUCCACCUGCAGAGGCCACGUUCCAGGACCACGGCGGGGAAGGCAGGCCACGCCACAUCCCCCACCAAGGAGCCCCCUCGACAGGACUUGGCCGACAACCCUCGCCCCGAGGGGGCUGACUUUGGUUUGAACAUAUCAAGAAUCGGCAAAGACAGCAGAGAGGAAAGCACUCGCCCACGGCGGGGUCGAGUCGUGGACUUCCGGGAGCUGCUCACAGACGCCAUCAAGGGAGCCACCGGUGACCUUGCCUUGAACACGCUUGACCGUGACCCUGACCCCUCCGAGCAGUUGCUGAAGCCUCUGAGUGCAUUCACGGGCAUGAACAGCGAGAUGAGGGAGCUGGCGGCUGUGGUGAGCCGGGACAUUUACCUCCACACUCCGAACGUGAAGUGGGACGACAUUGUGGGACUCGACGCAGCCAAGCAGUUGGUGAAGGAAGCCAUUGUGUACCCCACACGGUACCCGCGGCUGUUUACGGGAAUUCUGUCCCCCUGGAAAGGACUACUGCUGUACGGCCCUCCAGGCACAGGGAAGACGCUGCUGGCCAAAGCCGUGGCCACCGAGUGCAAAACUACUUUCUUUAACAUCUCGGCGUCCACCAUCGUCAGCAAGUGGAGAGGGGAUUCGGAGAAGCUCGUCCGGGUGUUAUUUGAACUUGCCCGCUACCACGCCCCCUCCACCAUCUUCCUGGACGAGCUGGAGUCGGUGAUGAGCCAGCGAGGCACAGCUCCCGGCGGGGAGCACGAAGGCAGCCUCCGGAUGAAGACCGAGCUGCUGGUGCAGAUGGAUGGGCUGGCGCGCUCGGAGGACCUGGUGUUUGUCCUGGCCGCGUCUAACCUACCGUGGGAGCUGGACUGCGCCAUGCUGCGCCGGCUAGAGAAGAGGAUCCUGGUGGGCCUGCCCGGCUGCGAGGCCCGGCAGGCCAUGAUCCGCCACUGGCUGCCCCCCGUGAGCACAAGCGGUGCCCUGGAGCUGCGCGCCGAGCUGGAUUACGGCCUGCUGAGCCAGGAGACAGAGGGCUACUCGGGCUCGGACAUCAAGCUUGUGUGCAGAGAGGCGGCCAUGCGGCCCAUGAGGAAGGUCUUCGAUGCCCUCGAGAACUACCGGUCAGACGGCAGCGACCUCCCUGGGAUCCGGCUGGACACAGUGACCACCGCCGACUUCCUGGAAGUGCUGGCUCACACCAAGCCCUCCGCAAAGGGCCUGACUCAGAGGUACUCAGCCUGGCAAAGAGAGUUCGAGUCCGUCUGA